Messenger RNA from Notolabrus celidotus (New Zealand spotty), 2842 nucleotides. It is a transcript of the gene ccne2, whose product is annotated as cyclin E2. Gene Ontology annotation, cellular component: nucleus; cyclin E2-CDK2 complex; cytoplasm. NCBI's taxonomy places the organism in Eukaryota, Metazoa, Chordata, Actinopteri, Labriformes, Labridae. Gene Ontology annotation, biological process: G1/S transition of mitotic cell cycle; regulation of cyclin-dependent protein serine/threonine kinase activity. The record is from RefSeq and is a predicted model, not a curated record. Gene Ontology annotation, molecular function: cyclin-dependent protein serine/threonine kinase regulator activity. Bases 383 to 1684 code for a protein of 433 amino acids. The transcript has 12 exons.
CCACAGGCGGAACUGGAGGCAGCAGCUUUUUCGAUGCCGCGUAAAAAAACGUCCAUAAAUCAAUAAGUCAUCAAUAAUAUCUGAAAUAAUCGAUGUUGAGUGAUAGUUAGAGGAUCAGAGAGACGUUGGAGGGAAACCGGAAAUGACGGAAAGAGAGUUUCACUCUGAAAUAACCUCCAACGGUUCACUAACCGCCAGAAAUCAACCAGAUCUCUCCCACUGAGGGAGAAAUAACCUCCUGAGAUCCUCCUAACGCGUCAGAAAACCUCCUUUAUUCAAGAACAGGUCGAUUUAUCCUCUUUGGCUGAGUUCGGAGAUCUUCGUCUCUCAGUUUCUCCUUCAGUUUGAACAUUUAGCGCGUUUCUGUUAACCGGGAACGCGCAUGCGCAGUGAGCAGCUGCGGGCAGAUGCGGAUAUAAGGAUUGGCGCCGGCGCCACAGCUGAUGCAUUCAUUCAUUCAACACAGAGGAGUGGAGCCAUAAAACAAGUCAACAAAAUGUCCAGACGCAGCGGUCGCAUCACUUUGCAAGCUAGAGAUUCAAACACACCCGAGCCGAUCGUCAAACCUGCGCUGAAGAGGAGGAAGUCAGAGCCUUCAAAGAAGAAGCUUCAACCUGCAGCCAAGAAACAGAGCUAUGAGAUCCAGAAGUGUUGGUCGGAGGACGGAGCGAGUCCCUGCGUCCUCAUCGAGACUCCCCACAAAGAGCUGGAGCCUUCGGAUCAGUCCGGCUUCAAGCAGUACCGCUUCAAGAACCUCUUCAUCAAGGCCUCCCCCAUCCCUCGACUCAGCUGGGCCAGUUCAGACGACGUUUGGAUCAAGAUGCUGAACAAAGACCUGAAGUACGUUCAUGAUAAGAGUUACCUGCAGAAGCAUCCCAAACUGCAGCCCAAGAUGAGAGCCAUCCUGCUGGACUGGCUGCUCGAGGUGAGCGAGGUGUACAGCCUCCAUCGGCAGACGGCGUACCUGGCUCAGGAUUACUUCGACCGGUACAUGCUGACUCAGGAAGACGUCAGCAAAGAGUCCCUGCAGCUCAUCGGCAUCACGGCGCUCUUUAUCGCAUCAAAAAUGGAGGAAAUCUACCCUCCUAAGAUCGUGGAGUUCGCCUACGUGACGGACGGAGCCUGUGACAUGUGGGACAUCCAGCAGACGGAGCUCCUCCUGCUGAAGGCGCUGGAAUGGAACCUGUGUCCGGAGACGCCGGUCUCGUGGCUGAAGCUGUACGCUCAGGUGGAAGCUCAGAGGGAAGGAGAGAACUUCCUGGAGCCACAGUUUUCUCAGGAAUCGUACAUCCAGAUCACACAGCUGUUGGAUCUCUGUAUGAUGGACAUCGGCUCGUUGGACUACAACUACAGCGUCCUGGCUGCUGCUGCUUUCUGCCACUUCUCCACGUUUGAUGUCGUCCACAAAGUCUCAGGCCUGACGUGGGAGAGCGUGGCGCCCUGCGUUCGGUGGAUGAGUCCCUUCAUGGACGCGCUGAGAUCUGAAGCGUCGCCUCAACUCAAGAACUUCCCCAAAGUCAAAGCUGACGACAGACACAACAUCCAGACGCACGUGUCGUACCUCGACCUGCUGAGGAAAGCUCAGGAGCGUCAGAUCGACAGUCCCGACUGUCAGCUGUCCCCCCUCGCCGCGGGAGCGAUGCUGACCCCGCCCAAAAGCACAGAAAAACCAGCCAAUCACUGAGCAGGACACAAACAGCGCUACCUCUCCUCCUCCUGAAGGGACGGCCGACCUCUGGGACCACAUCGCCUCCUCACAUCACCCAGACCCGUCAUGUAGCAGGCUCUCUGUUUGAAACACUAAGUCAGGACUUCCUGUCGUCUGUUAAUCCUUCACUUUUAUAAAACCAGACUUUCAGGGAGUCCGACCUUCUUUACGUUACAAAGGGGGGACCGGGAGGAACCGGGAGGAACCCUCCAGCCUACCUGAGACUUGUCCUCUGCGGCGGAGACUGCGGCGCACUGACGUGAGGACGCAGGGAUUUCAACGCGCCUGUCCUGGUGUGAGAGGAAACCUGUGCAGUGCAUUCUGGGAGUUUCACUGGUGCUUUUCUGGAACUCUGAGGCGUACAGCUCUCAGACGGUGCUUCAGUCAGAUUCUCAGGAAGUUCGAUGGUCACUUAUUUCACUCCACGUUGAAAGUGGAAGGUAUUAUUGUCUCUUUGUUGUGUUGUAAACUUUCAGAUUCCACUUUAAAUCCCAGCGGGUUGAACGAUGUGAUUUAUCUUGUGAGCCAUAGGAACCAAAUGAUUCGCUGUAAACGUCCUGGAACCCGGAGGUGUCCUGAACGCACCUCGGCUCAAUAAUUCCCUUCCCUGUUUUUAUGAAAGUUGCGACCCGGUUGCACGUUCUUGUUACAUUCCUGGAAGACUUGACCUUUGAUGGGAGACCUGCCUUCAAUGUGCAACGUUUGCUUCUCGUAUUUCUCUGCGUGUAUUUAUUGAUUAGCCUGUAGCGUGUAAAAUAAAACCUCUGUUCAUGUCGAGGGAAUCUGUCAGCGAUGAACGAGCUCAGCUUGAUCACCGCCAAAGGCAAAAGCUAUUUAUGAUCUCUGCUGUGACGCUGAAUCCUCGCAGUUCCUCGUGAGACGUUUGGAUCUUUUCUUAGUGCCUUUUAAAGCGAGAUGAACUGUACCUUUAAUUUCUUAAUUUAAACUCCAGUGAAGCCUGAAGGCGGCGGCUGAGAGACGAACAAACCUGUGACUUACCCUGAGGCGCUCCAGCUGAACGGAGGCUCUGCAGUGAACAAUGUCAACUGUAUGUAGAUGUUUUUGUACAUAGAACAAUAAAAAUGUGUAUUUUUCUUUUAUAUCUGAAUGUUUUAAAUAAAAAAUGUGAGAUUA